AUGGCGAUGCAGACUCCAGCACCACCAGUCAGGUUACAAGAGUACUUUGACAACAUCCUGCCAGCAGCAGUUGCUCCACUCGCAAAAUCAUACAAGAAUUUGGGCGAUAUUGCCCUCCAUUGUGAGCAGUACUCUCACGACGAAUCCACCGUUCUCAAUCAAGACAGACGUGCUUACGAUGAAGCACUCAGUAGCACCUCGCAGUAUGCUCUCAAGGGAUUGUCGGCUCUGGCAUACCAAUUGUCAGUGGCGGGCGCGACAUUGCAAGAAUGCAUGGACUCUAUGAAUGCGGAACUGGGCAGAUCUGUCGUAGAAAUGGAAGAAUCUACUCAGAGAUUUGAUAUGGCUCAAGAAGCUAUUGGAAGAAAGGCAUUGGGACAAUACAAUUAUCAAACGACUACUACUACUCGCAAGGCCAAAACUGCCAAAGUUGAAGCUGCAGCUUACGUACCUCGGCAAGCAACACCAGUAAUAAACCUCCAUGCACUCGAUUCAAUCGGAACACAACUGCAGCCAUUCGGAUUUGGUGGUUUACAACGAAUGAACAGUGGAACAACAUUAGCCAAAGAUACUGUAUUGGCUGCCACUUCAAAUCCUUCCUUAUCUCCCGGCACACCAAACUCCAGCUCACCAGCAUCAGCAACCACCCGUGGAUUCCAACGAAUACCCGCAAUGGCACCACCAACACUCGAACGCCCAUCCUCCCUUUCCGAUGUAUCUCCUACAGGAUCAAACACAUCGCCCGGUAGACCUUCUCCUAUGGGUAUGGGAACCAUUCGAGGUGCUAUUCCACCACCACCAGUUUUGGAAGCGACUGCAUCUGUUCGUGCAAAGGGCAAUGCUGCUAUUGCUUUGCCUCCACCACCUCCUCCAGAUAAUCUGUCGACGUUCUUGGCCACGGGCACGGUUCGGGGACGACCUGCAGCCAAAGAGGAAGGCAUUGCUCCUGUUGGAAGCACUGGAAGUUUAGCACAUCUAGCUGGUACCAUUAGAGCUAAGCAAUUGCUAGGAACUCAAGGCGGUGGACCUAUGCCACCACCUCCUCCUACUCAACCACAGGCAACUUUGCCGAAGAGUAUGUCGUCAACUAUGCCAUUAAGUGUGUCGUCCAGAUCCAUAGCUGCAGUUGAACAAGAGGAAGCUGGAGAUGUCGUUCCUCCUCCUCCUGCUCCAAGCAUCCAAAGUGGUAUGGCUUCGUCUCGACAGCAACCAUCAGUUGACGAUUUCGGUAGUUCGUCCUCUCUGUCUCGAGCAUUAGGAAAUGCACUGAGAAAUAAACAGGCCAGAACAACCGGCGCUCCUGUACCUCCUCCUAUUCCCACAGUUACAUCAUCCUUGUCUCGACAUGGAUCACAAGCUGAAAUGAGUGGAAACAAUGUCUUUGGAGCUCCUCCUCCGCCACCACCACCGCCGCCGCAGGAACCUGACAGAGAUUCUGCUCCAUUCGCUCCACCUCCGCCGCCACCUCCAGGAAUGGGUGGUCCACCUCCACCUCCUCCUCCAUCGUUCGGAGGUCCGAUAAAGGCUGCAUCUUAUUCUGAAGGUGCUUCUGAUGACGCUGGAAGUGGUAAUGAAUUACAAGACGCGUUACGGAAUGCACUCAAGAAACGUGCGAACAAGCCUUCAGAUGGUGCAAGCUUGGAAAUACCCUCGGCCAGCAACAGUCCUUCAACACCUCAGUCUGGAAGUGCUGUAUCCAUUCAAGAUGAAUUAAAAGGUCUUCUCUCUGGUGGUGUCAAACUCAAGAAACGAAGCGACAAUGCCGUAUCACCAGACAAGUCGAAUUCACCUGGAUCUGCAGGAGCAACUAUUACAGGUGGUGGCAACUUCCAAGACCAACUCAAGAUGCGUUUGCAAUCUCGUGGUGAUUCCAAGCCAGUCAAUAUUCCAUCCAAGGAUACUUCGCCAACUCGUUCGGGUGUACCUGAAUGGCAGUCCCAACUCAAAGGAAAACUGGCGAAUCGUGUUCCAUCUGCUGAUGUUGUAGCGACUGAAGGCUCUGAGUCCGCUACAGACACUAGCCCACCUAGAGAUCAACCUUCUUCACAACGCUCCGCCAUGCUCAGACCAGUAUCCAGCUCCAAUAGUCAACCUGCGUCUCGUAAACCCUCAGGAUUGUCCCCGAACGAACCUGUUGAGGAACCAUCUCCAACUUCUGCUCCAGGCAGUCCAUCAAAGAAGAUAACUGGUGGGGGAACUAUUAAAAUCAAGGCUAAAUCAUCAGCAACUCCAUCACCAACAAAGUCAGGUGACGCUGCUAGUGUCCAUAGUGAUGACAUGUCUACGUUGGGCAACUCGUCAGACAUGGCCGAUACUUCACCAACUCGAAACAGCAUUGUCAAUCAACGAACAUCUCUUGUCGGUCAACGAACCAGUGUUGGUCCAUCUAUCACUGGACGAAUUAGUAUUGCUCAACAAGCAGUAGAACGACAAUCUAGUUUCAGUCAGCAACAAGAGCAACCUCGACUUAGUGUAUCGCAACGACAGCAGCAGCAGUACGAGCAAAUCGAAUCACCGUCUAAUCUGCUUGAUGAUUAUGCUGCCAACCCAUCUCCCGUACAAGAUGCUGAACCAGCUGCUGAAGAACAGGAAUAUGAACUUCAACCUCCCAGUGAUGGACAAGACAUGGCUGUCGCUUUAGCUGAUUAUGAUGCUACUGGUGAGGGACAGAUGGCUCUUGUAGCGGGUGAAACGAUACGUGUUGUUGCUUGGGAGUAUGGUAAUGGUUGGAGUUACGGAGAGUCGUUGGAUGGUACUAAACGUGGUGUCUUUCCACAAACAUAUGUGGAUCCUCUGUAA
Molecule: messenger RNA, 2799 nt
Organism: Synchytrium microbalum
Lineage: Eukaryota; Fungi; Chytridiomycota; Chytridiomycetes; Synchytriales; Synchytriaceae
Exons: 13
Coding region: 1-2799 (932 amino acids)
Molecular function (GO): protein binding
Source: RefSeq, a predicted model, not a curated record